This is a messenger RNA of Cariama cristata (Red-legged seriema), 2425 nucleotides long. Its product is annotated as matrilin-2-like. The record is from RefSeq and is a predicted model, not a curated record. The transcript has 16 exons. NCBI's taxonomy places the organism in Eukaryota, Metazoa, Chordata, Aves, Cariamiformes, Cariamidae. Gene Ontology annotation, molecular function: calcium ion binding. The annotation marks the transcript as partial.
GUAAAAAUGUCUGCAAAUCAGUCAGCCAUGGCUGUGAGCAUAUUUGUGUUAGUACUGACAAUUCCUACAUCUGCAAGUGUCGUGAGGGAUUCGUAUUGAGAGAAGAUAGCAAGACCUGCAGAAGACAGGACAUCUGCAAAUCAGUCAGCCAUGGCUGUGAGCAUAUUUGUGUUAACAAAGAUGACUCGUAUGUUUGCAAUUGUCGUGAGGGUUUUCUGCUGAGAGAAGAUGGGAAAACAUGCAGAAAUAAAGACAUUUGCAGUUCAGUUGACCAUGGCUGUGAACAUGUUUGUGUUAAUGCUGAUGAGUCAUACAUCUGCCAGUGUUAUGAGGGAUUUGCACUAAGGGAAGAUGGAAAAACAUGUAAAAAUAAAGAUGUUUGCAAUUCUGUUGACCAUGGCUGUGAGCAUGUUUGCAUGAAUACUGACAAUUCAUACAUUUGCCAGUGCUAUGAGGGUUUUGUAUUGAGGGAAGAUAAGAAAACGUGUAAAAAUAAGGACAUCUGCAAAUCAGUUAGUCAUGGCUGUGAACAUCUUUGUGUUAAUAAUGACGAUUCAUACACUUGCCAAUGCCAUGAUGGAUUUGUACUAAGGCAAGAUGGGAAAACAUGCCGAAAUAAAGAUCUUUGCAAAUCAGUCAACCAUGGAUGUGAACAUGUUUGUGUUAAUACUGAUGAUUCGUAUAUCUGCAAAUGCCGUGAUGGGUUCCUACUGAGAGAGGAUGGGAAAACCUGCAGAAACAAGGAUGUUUGCAAUUCAGUCGAUCAUGGCUGUGAACAAGUUUGUGUGAAUACUGAAGAUUCCUACAUCUGCAAGUGUCAUGAAAAAUUCAUACUGAAGGAAGAUGGAAAGACAUGUAGAUAUAAAGAUGUUUGCAACUCAGUUGACCAUGGCUGUGAACAUAUUUGUGUUAAUACUGAUGAUUCCUAUAUCUGCAAGUGUCAUGAGGACUUCAUACUGAGGGAAGAUGGGAAAACUUGUAGGAGUAAAAAUAUCUGCAAAACAGUCAACCAUGGUUGUGAACAUGUCUGUGUUCCGACUGGUGAUUCAUACGCGUGUCAGUGUCACAAGGGAUUUAUAUUGAGGCGAGACAGGAAAACAUGCAGGAAUAAAGACCUGUGUAAAUCCAUUGACCAUGGCUGUGAACAUGUGUGCAUUAAUAAUAACAAUUCAUACAGCUGUCAGUGCCAUGAGGGUUUUGUCCUGCGACAAGAUGGGAAAACAUGUCGAAAUAAAGAUGUCUGCAAAUCAGUUGCCCAUGGUUGUGAACAUAUUUGUGUUAAUAAUGAUGAUUCAUACAUCUGCAAAUGCCAUGAGGGAUAUGUACUGAAAGACGAUCAGAAAACAUGCAGAAGAUGCACUGAAGGCCCAAUUGACCUGGUGUUUGUGAUUGAUGGAUCAAAAAGUCUUGGCGAGGAUAACUUUGAAAUUGUAAAACAAUUUGUCUCAGGAAUCUUGGAUACACUUGAGAUUUCACCCAAAGCUGCUCAAGUUGGUUUGCUUCAGUAUUCCACUGAAGUUCACACAGAGUUUACAUUAAAGCAGUUCAGCUCAGCCAAAGACAUGAAGAAAGCUGUAUCGCAAAUGAAAUACAUGGGGCGAGGUUCCAUGACAGGACUGGCUCUGAAGCAAAUGGUUGAGAGAAGCUUCACAGAAACAGAAGGAGCAAGACCAUUUUCAGCAAAUGUCCCUCGAAUCUCCAUUGUGUUUACAGAUGGACGAGCCCAAGAUGAAGUCUCUGAGUGGGCUGCUAAAGCGAAGCAAAAUGGUAUAAUUAUCUAUGCCAUUGGAAUAGGAAAAGCAAUUGAGGAAGAACUGCUGGAAAUUGCUUCUGAGCCAUCAUAUAAACAUCUUUUCUAUGCUGAGGAUUUCACAGCUAUGGAGGACAUAAGUGAAGAGCUAAGAGCCCAAAUCUGUGAAGCCCUGAGAGAGUCAGCUCACCAGAAGGCUCCAUCAUCUGGGAGGCUUCAUAAGACUGGUCCACAGACUUCAGCAAAAGCUUCAAAAGACAAAGACCAGUGCAAAUGUGAAAACCUUGUGACGUUCCAGAACUACGCAACCAAUGAAGUAAGAAAACUCACUCAGCGAUUGGAAGAAAUGACGAAGAGAAUGGAAGACUUGGAAAACAGGCUAAAAUACUGAUCCAAAUUUAAAAUGUAUACUACACUGUAUAUUUAUACAUACAAACUUGUCAGAGCUAUUUUCUUAAACUGGUUCAAAGUAACAAAUCCUUGUGUCUGAAGUUGAAAAGAAUAUUUUGGAUCCCUGCAUCUAUAUACUAUGUGUUGUCUUGCAUUGACUGCAGGUAAGAAAUAUUGAAGAUUUUAUAUAUAUAAACAAUUUAGCAACUAGCAAAAAUUCUAAUUAAGCAGAACUAAACAACUGAAAUAAGCUAUGCAAAAUAAUAAAAUGCUGUUAUUUUUUGA